AUAAACACCAAACAAGAAGAAGAAGGACGUCGUUUUAUUCUGCCCGUGUUGGGUUCUCAUAUUUCCGACAGCACCUGACGUACACACCAGCCGGAGUCCUCAUCCCGCAGCUGAAGUGAUCCUCCGGACCUCCACCGCCUCUCCUCCACCCGGGUACCGGACACCUUCUGCCGGCCAUGGCGCUCCGGAGCUUCUUCGUGGGAGGAAACUGGAAGAUGAACGGCAACAGGGAGAGUCUGGAGCAGCUGAUCUCCACCCUGAACACCGCGAGCCUGGACGACCAGACCGAGGUGGUGUGCGGUGCUCCCUCCAUCUACCUCGACUUCGUUCGCUCCAGUCUGGAUCUCAGGAUCGGUGUCGCAGCCCAGAACUGUUACAAGGUGGCCAAGGGAGCGUUUACGGGGGAGAUCAGCCCGGCCAUGAUAAAGGACUGUGGGGUCGACUGGGUGAUACUGGGACACUCUGAGCGCCGCCACGUCUUUGGGGAAGGCGACGAGCUGAUUGGUCAGAAGGUGGCUCACGCUCUGGAGAGCGGUCUGGCUGUGAUCGCCUGCAUCGGGGAGAAGCUGGAGGAGCGGGAGGCCGGCACCACCGAAGAAGUCGUCUACGCUCAGACGCAGGUCAUUGCAGAGAACGUGACGGACUGGGGGAAAGUGGUGCUGGCAUACGAACCUGUGUGGGCCAUCGGCACAGGCAAGACGGCUUCACCUGAGCAGGCUCAGGAGGUCCACGAGAAGUUGCGGGCGUGGCUCCGAGCCAACGUCUCAGACGACGUGGCCGACUCUGUGAGGAUCAUCUACGGAGGUUCAGUAACGGCAGCGAACUGCAGAGAGCUGGCGUCUCAGGGCGACGUGGACGGCUUCCUGGUGGGCGGAGCCUCUCUCAAGCCCGAGUUUGUCGACAUCAUCAACGCGGCACGUGCGUAGCACAAAAAAACGUCUCCGUCGGGACCAAAGAACAACACCCUUUAGAUUUUAGUCACCACGUGUCCUCAAACUGGGCUGACUGAUCC
Anarrhichthys ocellatus (wolf-eel) is the source of this 1012-nucleotide messenger RNA. It is a transcript of the gene tpi1a, whose product is annotated as triosephosphate isomerase 1a. Gene Ontology annotation, biological process: glyceraldehyde-3-phosphate biosynthetic process; glycerol catabolic process; gluconeogenesis. Bases 177 to 926 code for a protein of 249 amino acids. NCBI's taxonomy places the organism in Eukaryota, Metazoa, Chordata, Actinopteri, Perciformes, Anarhichadidae. The record is from RefSeq and is a predicted model, not a curated record. Gene Ontology annotation, molecular function: triose-phosphate isomerase activity. Gene Ontology annotation, cellular component: cytosol. The transcript is spliced from 7 exons.